Molecule: messenger RNA, 3480 nt
Organism: Cavenderia fasciculata
Lineage: Eukaryota; Evosea; Eumycetozoa; Acytosteliales; Cavenderiaceae
Gene: irlD
Product: putative protein serine/threonine kinase
Exons: 2
Coding region: 1-3480 (1159 amino acids)
Biological process (GO): intrinsic apoptotic signaling pathway in response to endoplasmic reticulum stress; IRE1-mediated unfolded protein response; protein phosphorylation
Cellular component (GO): IRE1-TRAF2-ASK1 complex
Molecular function (GO): ATP binding; RNA endonuclease activity; protein serine/threonine kinase activity
Source: RefSeq, a predicted model, not a curated record
AUGAAUCAAAUAUCAUAUCCAUUGUACGGAUCAAAUGGUCUUCGUACGUUUAUUGAUGCGAUACCUGCAUCAAUAGAGAACCCAGAGAGUUGUUAUAAACUCAGAGAAUACAAAGCUUACUAUAACCCAAAAACAUCUGCUGCAGGUAUCAUAGAAUAUACAGAGACUGAAGAUCAAACUCAAUUAGCUCAGAACAUUAAAUUGUAUGGAUGGUCGUUGGUUGAAUUAAAGUGGAUUAUGACUCUUUUAGAGACACACUUUGCUAGUAAGCUCGUUCCACCUAAACGGGUGGUUGAAGCGAUCAUGGAUGUUUUAGUGAUGUUGUACGACGCUAAAUAUCUAGCUUUGGGUGGUAGCGAGUCACUACUAAUGCAGAUAGAGGCUAGAUUAAAUUUAAUGGGUAUCUUGAUGAAAUAUAUUCCACAAAUGUUUAGAGAUGCUAAAUUUGAAUUGGAGUUUAUGACAAAGGGUGGCAACUUUGCAGACAGAGUUGCAUUUGACCGUUAUUUGUACUAUCACAAUACUCAUAUUGGAGACGCUUACAAAGAUCUCGCACAAUACCAAUCGGUGUUGGGUGAUGCAGAGCCACUAUCAUUCCCACGUGUGAUAGAUCUUGCCGUCAUGCUCGGACACGAUGAAUACUAUAUGGACCCCAAAAACUUCUCAUACGAUGUGCAAGACGAGGGUGGUUUGAUCUUGGCAUGCACCUUUGCUGCCGACUUGGACACACUCAAGUACAUCUAUUCACAGAGAAAGCACGAAUACAUGUCGUCGACACUCGGCAACAAACGUGCUGAAAAGAUGGCGGUCGAACGUAAUCAAGCUCAGAUUCUCAAGUUCCUCUACCAAAACUCGUUUGACUUGGGUGACUUUUACAAUGGCGACGGUUUGUCGGAUAUUGACGCACAAAUAACUGGAUGGAUUCUCGAUGCCUUGGAAAAGGAUCGUCCUGAGAUCAUCAAGGCCAUCCUCCUCAGACACGCCGACAUCUUCCAAACGCGGUUACUAUAUAUCAUGUCCGAGAUGAUUCAACACCCCAAGGCCAUCAACCUUCUCACCACUUUUAGAUCGAUCGACAAGUCCAUGGCCAUCUUUCAAACGGGCAACAAGGAGAUGGUCUCCUUUUUGUCGCUCAAGAACAACAAGUUGAAAGGCGAACCCCAGAAAAAGAAUGAACCGAAUCCCUUGGUGCCGUUGAUAUCGAUCGCACCCAAUCUCGAGGUGCUCCAAUUCAUCACCGAACAUUACAUGUCGCACGACCGUUUGAACGCUCGAUUCUCUUUCAAGAUUUGGAAGAGAAUAGUUAAAUCCCCACCACAAGCAGCCAUCUCACUCGUGCAGGAAUUCUCGACAGCAGAGAUAUUCAUUUUGUUGGGCAGACACGACAUGGCGCUCUAUCUAUUGAAAAAUCACUUUUCUGCAUUCCAUUCAAACCAACUCUGUUCAAUCAUGCAGGAAAGCUCCAACAAAGGAAUCUAUCAAGAAUAUGUUAAAAAGUUAAAGGUUGAAGAGGCAGAGAGAUUAAAAGCAUUGGAUUCACUAUUACUCGAAGAGGACAAAAAAGCAAAACCUGCUGCAAAAAAGAAAAAGAAAAAACCUCAAACUCCAACACCUCAAACUCCUCCUCCUCCUCAAACACCUGCAACAACAACAACAACAAAAGAUCAACCCAAAGAUCAAGCCACAAAAAAUCAACAACAACAUGCACCUACCAAAGAUCAACCAAAAGAACAACAACAGGCACAGGCAACAAAAGAUCAACCCAAAGAUCAAUCUAAAGAUCAAACCACAAAAAAUCAACAACAACAAACACCUACUAAAGAUCAGCCCAAAGAUCAAACAACAAAAAAUCAACCUCAAACUCCUCCUCCUCCUUCUCAACCAAAAGAACAGCCAAAACCUACACCUACAACACAACCACAAACUCCUCAAACUCCUCAACCAAAAGAACAGGCAAAACCAACACUUUCUCCAAAUAAUCCUUCAUUGAGUCAACAAAUAGAAAAACUAUCAAUAUCAGAAAAUAAUAAUCAACCAACUAAAUCACCAAAUAAUCAAGCAGUAAACUCUUCACCAACGACCAAACAAAUGAAAAAAGAACAAGAAAAGAUACAAAAACAAUUACAAUUCCAACAAUUACUUUUGAAAUAUAAUAUUGUUGAAAGUGAAUUGGAUAGUACUAUUGGUAAAAUGAAAUAUUGUAGAAAGGAUAAAUAUAUUAUUGGAAGAGGUAGUAAUGGAACAGUGGUGUACAAAGGUCUAUGGAGUAAUCAAAUCCCAGUAGCCAUCAAGAGAAUGAACAAGGAAUUCAACUUGAUGGACAAGGUGGCCGAAGAAGUCGAUUUGAUGAUAAAACUAACAAAUGAGCAAGGGCUGCACAUUGUUAGAUACAUUGAUCGUGAAGAAAACGAUGACUAUAUCUAUUUGGCAGUAUCAUUGUGUGAAUUGUCACUUCUAGAUUGGUUUGAAUUUGCAGAUGAAAAGUUACCAGCUCAUCUACGCGAACAAAGACAUAGCAUUGAUAAAAAAUCACUCAUCUCUGAUGUCAUCCAAGGUGUUGCAUUCUUGCACAAAUACAACGUUGUACAUAAUGAUCUCAACCCUAGAAACAUUUUAGUCAAUAAUGGAAGACUCGUUAUAUCCGAUAUGGGUCUCUCCAAGAUGAUCACAGCCGUCGAUUCUUUUUCACUGACACAUUCACCAGCUGGGACGGGAGGGUAUCACCCCGCCGAAGUCAUUUUAAGAGACCAGAGAAAAACAAGUGCCGUCGACAUCUUUUCGUUGGGUUGUAUCAUAUGCUAUCUUUUAAGUGAUGGCAAAGACCAUCCUUUUGGAAAGGACACGUGGGACAGAAUGCCCCGUAUCAUGAAGGACAUGCCCAACGCCGAAGAGGCACUUCCCAAGGGCACCAGUAACGAAGCCAUCGAUUUAAUCACACGUUGCAUUAUCAAAGACCCGUCACUCAGACCCAAUAUCCAGCAAGUCAUCCACCACCCAUUCUUUUGGCCCCUCGACAAACAAAUCAACUACAUUAGUGCCGUCUAUCAGUCGAUGAAGGCCUCCACGCUGCCACCAACCACCUUUAACACGAGCAUAGACCCACGAGGCAAAACAUACUCACUUCUCACUGAAUACCAUGCACUCAAGCGAUGGGAUGCACUCAUUGACAGCAACAUCAUGGAAGUGAUCAGCGCCGGAGUCUCAUCUCCCUACCACUAUGAAAAUGUCAAGGAUUUAUUUAGAUGUAUGAGAAAUGCAAUUGAACAUCAUCAAGAAAUUAAAUAUCGUUUACAACAACAACCAAGUACCGACAAAAAGAUAGAAGAUGUAUUUGCAAGUAGAGAAUCAUUAUUCCAAUACUUUGUAAAACAAUUCCCAAUGUUGAUUGUAUUCACUUAUCAUCGUUUACAAUCACUCGAUAAUUAUAUUUCAUCAUCACCUAUUUUACAACCUUACUAUCCUCAACAACAAAAUAAAUAA